This is a messenger RNA of Zootoca vivipara (common lizard), 4045 nucleotides long. It is a transcript of the gene SIRT1, whose product is annotated as sirtuin 1. Gene Ontology annotation, molecular function: transcription corepressor activity; histone deacetylase activity, NAD-dependent; NAD+ binding. Gene Ontology annotation, biological process: negative regulation of DNA-templated transcription. Lineage: Eukaryota; Metazoa; Chordata; Lepidosauria; Squamata; Lacertidae. The record is from RefSeq and is a predicted model, not a curated record. Gene Ontology annotation, cellular component: nucleoplasm; rDNA heterochromatin; nucleus.
CCUUCUCCAAGAUGGCGGACGGGGAGACGCCGCUCCUCCAGUGCCGGAGUGGCGGCCGCGGCAACAGCAGCGACGCUGUGUCAGGCGCCUCGGAGAGCCCGGAGCCAGCUGUGAAGCGUCAACGCCGGGGCUCCACUGACAGCGCCGGCCGGGCCUGUGCGGCCGCGAAGGAAGCCGGCGGAGAGGCGGAGGCGCCUCUUUACAUAGGAAGCGCCGCCGAGGAGGCCCUGGCGGAGGAGGAAGAGGUCGCUGCUGCUGCUUCCUCUGGCAACAGCGAGCCGGGAGAGGCCUCGGCAGCGGUGGGAGAAAGAGGAGAAGAGGAAGACUGGAGCUGCACGGGCGCUGGGCUGAGGCGGUGGGGCCUGGCCCGAGAGGAGCCGCCGCCGCCGCAGCAGCCACUACUGCAGCAGUCGCCGCCGCCGCCGCUGCUGCCGAGGUGGUGGCCGAGCCAAGGGGAGGGAGCAGAGGCGGCGCCCGCCGGAGACGCGGCGGAGGCGGCCAUUGGCUGCGGGGCGGCGCAGUGUUCGAACGGCGCUGCGGAGGCGGCCGCGCGCCCAGACAAUAUGUUUUUUAGUGAUGAAAUAAUUGCAAACGGCUUCCAUUCCUGUGAGAGUGAUGAAGAUGAUAGAGCCUCUCAUGCAAGCUCCAGUGAUUGGACUCCGAGGCCACGUAUAGGCCCAUACACUUUUGUCCAACAACAUCUCAUGCUAGGCACAGAUCCACGUGCAAUUCUGAAAGACUUGUUGCCAGAAACUAUUCCUCCUCCUGAACUUGAUGACAUGACGUUAUGGCAAAUUGUUAUUAAUAUCCUGUCAGAACCACCUAAAAGAAAAAAGAGAAAAGAUAUUAAUACUAUAGAGGAUGCUGUGAAACUACUACAAGAGUGCAAAAAAAUAAUUGUCUUAACAGGAGCUGGGGUAUCUGUUUCUUGUGGAAUCCCUGACUUCAGAUCAAGAGAUGGUAUCUAUGCACGCCUUGCAGUAGAUUUCCCAGAUCUUCCUGAUCCUCAAGCAAUGUUUGAUAUUGAUUACUUCAGGAAAGAUCCAAGGCCAUUUUUUAAGUUUGCAAAGGAAAUAUAUCCUGGACAGUUUCAACCAUCUCUCUGUCAUAAAUUUAUAGCUUUGAUGGAUAAAGAAAAAAAACUGCUUCGCAAUUAUACUCAGAACAUAGAUACACUGGAACAAGUGGCAGGAAUUCAAAGGAUAAUCCAAUGUCAUGGUUCCUUUGCAACAGCUUCUUGCCUCAUCUGUAAAUACAAAGUUGAUUGUGAAGUUGUUCGAGGAGACAUUUUCAAUCAGGUUGUUCCUAGAUGUCCCAGGUGUUCACCUGAUGAACCACUUGCCAUCAUGAAGCCGGAAAUAGUGUUCUUUGGUGAAAAUCUACCUGAGCAGUUUCAUAGGGCCAUGAAGUAUGACAAAGAUGAGGUUGAUCUUCUCAUUGUUAUCGGGUCUUCACUUAAAGUAAGACCAGUUGCAUUAAUUCCAAGUUCUAUCCCACAUGAAGUGCCUCAGAUUCUAAUUAAUAGGGAACCAUUGCCUCAUCUACACUUCGACGUGGAGCUUCUUGGUGACUGUGAUGUCAUUAUAAAUGAAUUAUGUCAUAGAUUAGGUGGUGAAUAUACAAAACUUUGUAGCAAUUCAGUCAAACUUUCAGAGAUAACAGAGAAGCCUCCCAGACCGCACAAAGAAUUUGAAAUACAUUCAGCUGAAUUACCACCUACUCCUCUAAACAUUUCUGAAUAUUCUAGUUCACCUGAAAGAAUUGCACCACAACAUUCUCAGGUGGUACGUUCAGAGCAAUCUUCUGAAUAUAAAGCAGGAAAUUCUGAUGCUUCCUUGGAGUCUAAAGAGAACUGCGUAGAAGAAAAAAUUCAAGAAGUUCAAAACUCUUUAGAGAAUGUUGAAAGUCUUUCUGACCAUCUAGAAAACCCAGAACAUGUGAAGGAAAAUGGAUCUAACCAAGAGGAAAACAAAGAGAGAAGUGAAAAAACAUCUGUUGAAACACUGAGAAAAUGUUGGGUUAAUAGAUGUGCAAAAGAGCAGAUUUGCAAGCGGCUUGAUGGUACCCAAUACUUGUUUUUACCACCAAAUCGCUAUAUUUUCCAUGGUGCUGAGGUAUACUCGGACUCUGAAGAUGAUGUCAUAUCCUCCAGCUCUUGUGGAAGUAGCAGCGAUAGUGGGUCCUGUCAUAGUCCAAGCUUAGACAUAGAAGACGAAAGUGAAAUUGAAGAGUUCUAUAACGGUAUAGAAGAAGAAGAUCCUCCUGAGAGAGAAGAGGAGAAUGGAUAUGGAGAAGAUGGAAUUGAGCUUCAGGAAUCUGAGUCUGUCUCGGUAAACGAAGCUGUAGGAUUUGACCAUUCGACAGACAAACUAUAAAGUAAUUACUGACUGGUUUCAGGAACUUUCCCACCAGCAUUAGCAGUUUUGGCAUGUUGAAAUGAAUGUGUACUGAAUUUAGAGCAAGGAAAAUAUAAGGAUGUAAUGUUUAUAAGCAACUAGAAUAGAUUUUCAUGCAUAGUUUUCUAACUUUUCCAAUUAAAUUCUAUAAAGGCACACUCAACACUAAUCUUUUUGAAUUUUGAAGGUACUAGGUAUCUUUUUACUGUCACUCAUUCAUUUUUAUUAAGUUUAAUCUGUGUGAGCUGUGUGUGUGUGUACAUAUACAGUAUUUUUGCUUAACAAAUUUCAACCUUUUUUUUUGAACCAUUUUGAAAAAGCCAUUGGAAUGUUAAUAUAAUAUAAAGGGAACAGCUAAUCUAGACCAAAGAAUGGUAUUUUCACGCCUCUUGCUUUGUAAUACUUUGAUUUAUUCUCCCCCCCCCCAGCUCUGUUGCUGCAUAAUCUGUUUAACACUGAUAGUUCCCCAAAAAUUAGUAUGGCAGCUAUGUUUCUUAACAUUAGUCUUCAUGUUGAAAUGCAUGUGAGCAUAUUGGAAAUUACGCAUUAUAGUGAAUACUUGGAAAUCCCUGACUACUUUGAUUAUUAAAAAGUGCUACUGCAAAACAAAAAUCUUCCUGUGGAUAUGUAAUAGUGCCUAUUGGCUUGCAAAAUUUUAGCAAAAUGGUGUUCAGUUAAAUAGUAACUCAUUAAACUUUUUUGUGACACACAAAGGGUAGGUAGAACAGGAAGUCAGUAUACAAAGCUAGCACUUAAUGUAUAAAAUCUUUUGUGAAUGCUGCCAAAAUGUGAAUAUGUAAAUGUACUGAAGGUGUGUAUAUAAUAUUCAGGAUAUGGGAGCAGGCUUCAAAAGAGCUUCUGUAUUCAACACAAACCCUUAAAAGCGGAAACUUAAGCUUCCAAUAUAGAACAGAAAGUUCAGUUUAAGCAUAAGUUUAAAAUAUGCUGUUUGAGGACAGGCUUCUGUUUUGGAUAACUUAAUACCACAUGUUGGUACUGUGUUAUACAAAAAGCAGCUACAGAAAUUGGCCACAACGCUGCUUCUUCAAGGCUGCCUUCUAAAAGUGGAUGUCACACAUACUUCCAGCUGCAGAUUGUUUCCAUCUUCCACAUUGUGUUUCUUCACCCUGUAUUUAAUAGUAAGUUUUAUGUUUAUUCUUGAAACCACUUUUCAACCGUAUCCCAAGAGAGCUCUGCCAGUUAUUGAUCAUUCAUGUACAUUGCUUUAAUAUUUAUUCCAUUUUGAAAUAUGUAAAGUGGUUGUCCUUUUUAAGCAAUUAAUACAUCUGUUCCGUAACAAUAGCAUAAAAAAGUGUUAAGAAUGGCCUCCUGUGUUCAUCUGAAAAACAUUGGCAUGUUUUCUCAUGGUCCAGGUUCUAAAUAGCAGAACCUGCUAGACUACACUAAAGAAUGCAAUAUGUUUAGCUUUGCUUGCAUGUCAAAAUGUAUUUGUGCUAUAGGAGAUAUUUUAAAAUGAAAAUAUUUUGUUUUUAAAUUAUUUUUACAGUGUGGAUUAUUUUAUGCUUUUAUAUUGUAUAUAGUGUCUUUUAUGUAACCAACUGGCAAAUGUUUUGUAGAAGACUGUUUUAAAAUGAUCUGGCUCUCUUCCUGCAACUUUUGAAAUACAAAACCAGUGUUUUAUACUCGUA